Chlamydomonas reinhardtii is the source of this 8363-nucleotide messenger RNA. RefSeq lists its product as uncharacterized. The record is from RefSeq and is a predicted model, not a curated record. Bases 778 to 7428 code for a protein of 2216 amino acids. Lineage: Eukaryota; Viridiplantae; Chlorophyta; Chlorophyceae; Chlamydomonadales; Chlamydomonadaceae. The transcript is spliced from 19 exons. Gene Ontology annotation, biological process: cyclic nucleotide biosynthetic process; intracellular signal transduction.
AUAUCAUCAAUGCUUGAAACCGCAUUAGGCCAAGGCGCAAUGACCACGGCCAGAGGCUGUCCUUUCAGCUGGAAUAUGCAUUAAGACAAUUGUGCAACUUCAUCCUAUUGUCUGUAAAAUGUGUGUGAAUGGCUGUGCGUCCCUUGGCUCCUCACUCUGCAGAGCGAAAAGCCGCCUGCUGCCAAGCACGCAUAUGGUCACUUGGCCAUAGGGCUCAUAUGUAGAGAGUUCGAAUGCGGCGUGACGCAUGUUUCAGGCGCGGUCCUCGUCUCUGCCGCUGGCUUGUUGCCUUGCUGGUGGUGGCGCUACCGGCAGCCAGUCCUCUGGUUACUGCUGCACCGGUGUCUGGGAGCAACGUAACAAGUGCAGAGCGGCUGGUAAUCUCAUGCGGGCUCCAUCCCAGCCAGCCAUAUCUACGCACGCUAGCCGCUGAUCAUUCACGCCGGGCAGUGCUGCCGGGAGCUGAUGAGCGCCUGGCGGUGGUGGAGCUCCGUGGGGACGACAGCUCAAACGCAAGGAUAAAUGCGCGGGCUGUGGGACACGCGGAGUCAGCAGUGUCUGUGCUGCUCCGCUCUCACGCGGCCGGGAACACCAGCUGGCUGCAGCAGCUCAACGCCUCCGCCGCCGCGGGGGCCGAGCUGCCGGCCGAGCUGCUCACGCCGCGGCUAGGCAGCGCUGAUGGCCCCGCGGCGGCGCCGCUGCUGUUGCUCUACCGCCGCGACUGGUGGCAGCGGCUGGUGGCGACCGGGGGCGUGGGCAGUAACAGCACUGGCAGCAAUGCUGCUGAGCGCGCUGCGGAACUCGGACCUAGACGGGGACGGGCAAGCCGACCACGUGCUUUGCGCCGACCUGCAGCCGGGCUGCAAGGGCUGGGCGCUGCUGGCGGCCGUGUAUGCGUCCCUGGCGCAGACGCACGGCACGCAGCAGGGCAUCUGGUUCAACGCCACCGACCUGAGCCCCGCGGUGGGCGGCCCCGCCAUGCAGGCCGCAUUGCAGACGUACGCGGCCCUGGCAGCCAGCAACGCAGCGCCGUUCACGCCGGGCGGUGCGGUGGUUUCACUCAGCAAUGUGAGCGUGUCAACUGAGGAGCUGUUGCGGGGUGGUGGCGGCGAGCUGCCCACGGACGGGAGCGCACCGGCGUGCGGGGCUGUGAACCCGCUCUUUGCCGCGGGCCGCUGCCUGUUCACCAUCGACUGGGCCACGGCGGUGCUGCGGCUGACACAGAGCGAAACCCAAGGCUUGAACAUGUCGGGUCGAGUGGGCGCUGCGCCCCUGCCAGGCAGCACCCUGACGGCGAGCAGUUCCACCUCCACCGCCACGGAGUUGCAGCCGCAGCUGCAGCCCUGCACGUCACUCCGCUGCCCCAACGCCUCUGCAGCCGACAGCGCGCAGCUGGCAACCGCCGAGGAGCUGUUGCAGCGCCUGCAGGCGGGCGCAGCGAGGCCUCCCCUCGCCGCCGCGCCCACGCAGCAGCCUGCGCCCCAGCCUCAGCCCGUCCAGCCCCAGCCGGCCCAGUCGCUGCUCGUCAACCGCGCGCCGCUACUGGGCGAGGCGGCGCUGGCGUGGGCCGUGGAGCCGCGCCAGGCGGCGGCCAGCUACCUGCGCACGGAGGACUUUGUGCGGCUGGCGGCCUUCGAGCUGGACUUGAAGGCGGGGGCGCUGCUGGCGGUGGCACGGGCGGGCGUAGCUGGUGCCGGCGGCAGUGGAAGCGGGAACAGCAGUGCAGCUACCGGGCCUUUGGUAUCCUCGCUGACGUCAGCAGAAGCUGCUGCGGCGGCGCUGUCCAUGUCGGCGUCCGAGGCGGCGCAGCUGCUGGACCUGCACCCGGCGGACCUGGAGGCGCUGGCGCAGGCUGUCGACAAGUCCAUGAACCACCCGAAUGCUGCAAUGGACAUCUCCCUUCCGUUCAGCUCUCAGUACAGGGCUGUGCUGGAUGACUUGGCUGUGUCGGUGUUGCUGCUGGUCGCCAACACCACGGCCACCGGGGCAGCGGCAGCUGUAGCAGCCGCCAACGCCAGCGGCGUGCCGGAGCAGCAGGUGGCGGCCUUGACUGCCGUCGCCGCGGCCCGCAUUGUAGCAAUUGUAACAGCCUUCCCCUACCCCGCCAUCCUGCUGCGCCUGUACUGGCAAGCCACCGGCUUCACGCCACCCAGCCGCGCCGGGGACAGCGGCGGCACCGGCUCGGAGGGGGACAGCGGCAGCAGCCAGAGCGCGGCGUUGCGCAUAGGGUUGCCAGUGGCGGUAGCGGUGGGCGGGGCGCUGUUGCUGGUGCUGACAGGGGUGGUGUGCUACGCCUUCGUGGUGCGGCGCCAGGCCAGCAAGCGAGCGCUGUUCCGAGCCGUGAAGCCGCCAGGCGCAGGGCCGGCCACCACACUGGUCAUGACGGAUGUGCAGAACUCCACAUUGCUGUGGGAGGUGCUGGACGGCCAUGUGAUGGAUGAGUGCCUGUCGCUGCACCACCGCAUCAUGCGCGAGGCCAUUGCCGCUAACCGAGGUUAUGAGGUCUGCACGGAGGGAGACGCCUUCUGCGUCGCCUUCCACACACCCGAUUUCGCGCUGGGCUUUGCGCUCCACGUGCAGGAGCACCUGCUGAGAGCCGACUGGCCGGCUGAGCUGCUGGAGCAGCCAGAUGGCUGCGAGAUGUGGGUGCGCCGCUGCGCACCGCAGGUCCCGGCACUGAGCAGCCUGACACGGGCACAAACCGGUGCUGCCGGUGUGGGCAUGAUGGGCCCUGGGGCACUGCCGGUGCUGCUGGAGGGAGCGGCAGAGGGUCCCACCACCGAUGGCACAAACACGCCCACGCGCGGUCAAACGGAAGGGGGUAGCACCAGCGACGGCGGCUCCACGCCCGCGGCGGGAGCGCACCAACCCUCGCGACUGCGGGGCGCAGCACCUUCGGCGGCUGGCGCAACCAGGAACGUAGUGCGCGGGCCCUCGCCGCUGCGUCAAGCCUCCUCGACGACCGGCAUUGGAACUCAAGACUUGGACCCGGCGCCGACUGCUGCUGCUGCCCCAAAGCCGGCCACCCUGUCCGCGGCACUGCUGGACACAUCGGGUCCGCUGCAGGCCUCACCCACUGAGGACGCCGCCGCAGCGGAGGCACAGGUGCCCGUACCGCAAGCUGCAGCGCCUGCAGCUGGUUCACAAGAGCCGCCACAAGCGCCCGAGGGCGGGCAGCGCGGGGACGAGGGCAAGGGCCCUGGUGACUAUUCGCCGGAGGCGGUGGUACCACUGCGCCCUGGCGCCCUGGUGGUAGAGGAGGAGGAGGGCAGUGACGAGGACGGUGGCCACGGCGGCCAGGACGAGCGGCCAUCGGGCCGGAGCUCGCGUCCAAGCGCGCCCUCGCGCGCGCUGCGGCCCACACCGCGGCCCUCCGCCACCGGGCUGCUGGCGCCGGGGUCGCCUGAGGGCGAGCUCAUCCUGCCCGUCAGGCCACCGCCGCCCAUCGAGGACGGGUCCCUACCGGCACCACCGCCUCACCCUCGGCCAUCCGGCUCCGGGGCUGCCGUCGGCCCACGGCCACCCAGGUCCUCCCGCCGCAUGCUGCCGCCUGCCACCGCCGCUCGCCUGUCUGAGAACGGCUUUGCACCCCAGCCACCACCCGCCCUGCCACAGCCGGCCGCGCUGGAGGCCCCGGCGGCAGUGGUGUCGUCGCUGCAGCCUGAGCUUCCCGAGCUCCGCCAGGAGCUCAGCUCGCUGCUGGCACAGGGGCAGGGCCCGGCGGCACCGGCUGGCGCCGCAGACUUUGCCAGUGACCCAGCGUCUGCCAUGGUCGCCGCUGCGCCUGCCGGUGCGUCGCACCUGCUCUUCGGGCGCCUCAGCAACAGCGGCGUUGCCGGCACCGUGACGAUUGCAGCUGUGGUGACGUCCACAGGCCGCCGGCCGAGCCAGAGCGGCAGUGGUGGCAGCGGCGGUGGUGCGCAGGCCGCACCUGAGACCGCUCCCGUCAUGCGCGGAAACGGCGCGCUUGCCAUAGGCAGUGCUCUUCCGCGGCCGCUGCCAUUGCCCAUGUCAGCAGCUGGCAGCCGGCCCGCCAGUGGCGGCAAUAUGCCGCGCCUGCACCUGCCCGGCAGCGGCGGCGGCGGCUUGGCGCACCAGCGGCACCAGCACCUCACCUUGAUGGCGCUGACAGGUGGUGGCUCGCAGGGCAGCAACAGCGCACACCCGCCUGGGGUCGCGGUGGACGACGAGGACGACGACGAGGACGAGGAGGAGGAGGAGGAGGAGGACACCACGCGUGGCGACUGGCGCAAGCACAUCAACUGGAACGCUGAGGACGCCACACCGCCGCCCCUGGUCAGCAGCCUGGGCUCCGCCUUCGGAGCCGGCUACGACCAGCUGGCCAGCCCCGGGGGAGGCGGCACGCUGCUGGUGCCGGACCCGGCGGCGGCACACUCGCCGCAGAUGCACCCGCACACGGCGGCGGCACGACAUUUGGCUGCCUUGGUGGGUGGCGGCGGAGGGCACACCGACGGUGGCGGCGCAGCGCCGCUGCGGGCGACGUUCGAUGGAUCCACGGGCGCCUGGGCUCCGCUGUCGGCACAAGCGGGCCCCAUGGGCGAUGGAGAAAUGCUGCUGGGUGGGCCACACACAAAGCCGUUCGCCGCAGCCACGGUGAGACUCGAGUUGACACCAUCCCCAGAGCGUCCGCCCCCAGGCACCUUGCUCGGCCGCUUCCGCGCCUCCCUGCCGCGCCUGUUCCACAGCAACGCCUCGCUUCCGGCGCGCCAGGGCCUGCCACAGCUGGACUUCUCAAACGGAGGCACAGCAGCGGGCACAGGCGGCGCCGCGGCAACAGCUGGGGCAGGCGCUGGGGCAGCUCUGCGCCAGACAGCCAACACGAGUCCGGUCUUUGGCAGCAGCGGCGGGGGCCGCGCCCCGCUCAAAAGCCGGCCGCCGCCGAUGCUGCACCUAGCCACUUCCCUGCCUGCUCCCGGCUCCGCCCUGCCCACGCCCGGCGCGCCUCCGCCGUCACGCGCCGCCAGCCGCACGCCCGCGAGCGCACUGGCGGCGGCGGGACCAGCCAGCGGCGCCGGCCACGCGCUGACCGCCACCGCCGGCCGCCGCGGCACCACCCACCGCCUGUCAAUGGCAGUGUACCGCAACCACGCCAGCGCGGGGCCCUUCCAGUCGCCCAGCAGCAGCGCCACGGGCCACCACCGCCUCAACCCCUCCGCCAGCAUGGCUGUAUACGGAUACGGCGGCGGCGGCACGCCGUACGCGCUGACGGGGCCGCAGUACGCCAUCUCGCCGCCCGCCUCCGUCACGUCAGAGGCGCCGAUUCCGACGCCUCAGACUGCCAGCGGCGCUGGCCCGCGGCGGGGCUCGCUCCCGCGCUUCGUGACGUCGCUGGCCAACAGCCUGCGCCGCAGCAAGGGGGCGCUGCGGGGGGCGACCAUGGCCACCGCCAGCAGUGUGGCGGGCGCCGCGGCGUCGGAGACGUCCCUGGUGUCCUCCCCGCCCAGCGGCAUCCCCUUCCCGACCCACCCCCUCCUCACCAGCUCCGGCAAGCCGCGCCAGUCUUAUGGCGACAAUCCCAACCGCCAGGACCCCUCCAACCACCAGGUCUCGCGCGCCGGCAGCGGCGCCAACGCCGCGGCCCCCCUCAUGGUCUCUGUGGCGCCGCUGUACGCCGGGCCGGACGACCCCGUUGCCGGAGACGCGGCCAUCUCGCCAGGGGGACUGGCCCUAGGCAGCGUGUCGCCACUGGCCUCGCCCCAUGGCGGUCCCGGUGGCGGGCGCCGGCCCGCGCGCCCCAGCCUGAUGGGUGGCGCCGCCGGCGCGUCGCCGCUUGACGCCCUGUGGCGCGACCUCAACUCCGUCAACUCCCUCAGCCGCUGGACGGACGCGGACGAGGCCGGCGGCGGCUCGGGCGUGGCGGCCUGGCUGGCCAGCGCCGCCUGCACCAUCGGCGGCGUGCUGGCCAGCCUGUACGCCAGUGUGCCGCCCGAGGAGGUGGCGCCGCAGCUGCGCCGGCGGCUGACGUCGGAGGGCGUGUCGCCCACCGCAGGCGAGCAGCGGCCGUCGUCGCCGGCGCUGUUGGCCAAGGCGCUGGGCGGCCGCGGCGUCAUCGGCGGAACCACGGCCUCGGCCGGCUCAGCGCAAAUGGCCGCGGUUACAGGGUUGCCCACGCCCACAGGCGGCGGCGGUGGUUUCAGUGGUUAUGGCGGCUAUGGAGCCGGUGGUGGCGGUGGCGGUGGCGGUGGCGGUGGCGCGGGCGGUCCGCAGCAGCAGGGCGAGCCGGUGCUGGCGUUCCGGGGGCUGCGUGUGCGCGUGGGGCUGCACUCGGGCGUGCGUGCCGCCGAGGUGGUGAGCAAGGCGCUGGCGGCGGACGGCGGCGUGGGCGUGGCCGACUUCACAGGUGACGUGGUGGCCAUCUGCAAGGAGGUCAGCGACGCGGCCAUGGGCGGCAUGGUGGUGCUCAGCGGCUCCGCGUUCCGCGCGCUGCAGCUGCUGUCGCGCAAGAGCCGCGCGCCCGAGGCCAUGCUGCUGCACCUGGGCGAGCACGUCAUCAAGCCGCCCGCGCAGGGGCUAGAGGAUCGCCCCUCCAGGUCUGGUGCUCAGCCCGACCCGCAGCCCGCCACCCGCGAGCUGUAUGCCGCGGUGUUCCCCGCCCUGGCCUGCCGCCUGGCGCUGCUGCCGUCGCCCGUGCGCACGCACUCGGAGCUGGUGCCGGGCUGCCUGUCCGCGCCCGCCGGCCUGGUGGCGCCCGUGUUCUGCAAUGUGGUGGGCGUGGAGGCGCUGCUGGCCUGGGAGGCGUUGGUGCAAGAGAGGCUCAUGCGCGCGGCGGCGGUGGCGUCCGCAGUUAACCUGGCCGCCUGCCGGCCGCUGGGUGGCGCCGGCGAGGUGGCGUCGCUGGAAACGGCGGUGGGUGGCGUGGGCAUGGUGCGUGAGGCGCUGGACCUUUUUGGAGACAUGGCGCAGGAGGCGGCGUCUCGCCACGGCGGCUACGUGGUGGCCUCGUCCGCGGACGGCGGGCACUGGGUGCUUGUGUUUGGGUGUGCGGAGGCGGCGGUGGGCUGGGGCCUGGAUAUGCUGCAGGCCAUGCUGACGGCGGAGUGGCCGGACGGGUUCCUGGAGCACGAGCUCACAGAGGAGGCGUGGGAAGGUGGUGUGCUCAUCGAGCGCGGUCUUCGUCUUCGCAUCGGUGUGGACUACGGCCGGGCCAUGGUGCGUCUGGUGCCCCGCAGCGGCCGACUGGACUACGUGGGAAGACCCAUGAACCGGGCAGCGCGCAUCGCGGCCAAGGCAAAGGCGGCGUCGGUGCUCAUGAGUGGUGCCGCCUGGUCCGCCGCCCGGCCCGCGCUGGGGUCUGGCGUGGCCGCCACCAACCUGGGCACCAUGCAGCUCAAGGGCGUCAAGGAGCAGCUGGAGCUGUGGGAGGUCCGGACCUGCGGCACGGGAGACGCUGAGCACUACGUGGAGUGAUGGGAGCAGGUGUCGCAGGGAGGGUUUGGCCUUACUGAGCGGCGGUGGCAGUGUCAUGCAAUUCAGGGCAGACAGGACUGCACAACCUGAGCGAUCAUUCUUUCAUACCUACACGUUAUACGGAUGACGCGCAUGAACGUCGUCAUAUGGGCUGGGUUGCCGAAUUUGAAAUGUGCGCGGACUUGGUGGUGGUGGGCAGUGGGGAUGGCAUUUGGGGCUGGCUUGACUGACCUCAUUGCUGACGGGGUGUGUGUGCUGGCUGCUGGGCGCGCGGCGUGCUGCUGAAUCGGAGUUGGUACUGGCGCCGCCUGGGUGAAGCCACAUACGCACGCGGCCGACUAAUGGUGUGGGCUUAAAUUGCACUUUAUGGCCCGGUACCGUAUUAGUUGUGUCAUUAUGCAUUCCGUCUGGAGCUGCACUUGGAGCCACGACGAGGAUGGCACGGUCCACCCGAAGAAGAUGCUGAUAUAGCCACGCAGGUUAUACUUAUCAUAUAUCCAUCUUUGAACCUCCUGUUGGUUGGCAUGCGUAUUGCACAUGUCCGUCCUCCGUCCACCGUGUCGUGUCGUGGUGCAGCUCUCGCCAAGUGCAUGUGAGCCAUAUGGGCGUGAGUAGCGGAGCGAUGGCGGAGCGCUCAGGGCACGAUUAAACCACAUGAAGCUAUACGGCAUGGUUAAAGGAGUUGCUACUCCUGUAAAGGUGUAGCAAGUGCGAGCCCGGCGGAAGAGACGACUAGACACCAUCCAGGUCCUGUGCCGCCCUGGCAGCCAUACAGUGGCCGUGGCUUGACAACCGCCAGGGUCAUCUGAACGGGGUAGCAACACGUCUUGUAGACUUGUAGUUUGUUGCCACGGGAUCAACAGAACACGCUAGGCGCUAGACGCGUGCCCCUGGGCCCUGGCUCAUCGUCAGGCUUGUCGCAACGUCCUGCAAUG